Messenger RNA from Capronia coronata CBS 617.96, 612 nucleotides. RefSeq lists its product as uncharacterized. Bases 1 to 612 code for a protein of 203 amino acids. The record is from RefSeq and is a predicted model, not a curated record. NCBI's taxonomy places the organism in Eukaryota, Fungi, Ascomycota, Eurotiomycetes, Chaetothyriales, Herpotrichiellaceae. The transcript is spliced from 2 exons.
AUGGUGUACUCGACGCAUCUACAGAGCAAGUUCGCUCACAAAGUCGGCGAACCCGUGCCUGAGUUCAACACCGAACAUCCCGCGCAUCCAGCGCUCGUGCACUUCCCAAUCGCAUUCAGCAUUCUCUCAUGGGGCCUGGACAUCCUGUACGCGCUGACGACGACAUGGAUCCGGCCCUCGUUCCUGACCACGCGGUUCGGCGAGCCCUCGACCCUCGUCGACCUGACUCGGCUGUCGUACUUCCUGCUCUGCGCCGGCCUGGUCAGUACAGUCCCGGCCAUCAUGUCCGGCAACAUCCAGCUGGUGGGGAUGAUCAAGAAGAACGGCGGACCGUGGGAGAAGGACAGCGAGGGAAAACAGAAGAGCUCGAUGGUCCCGCGCAUCAAGGCCACCAUCACCCACGCCCUCAUGAACGAUGUCGUCUUCGUCGUCAAUUUGUAUAGUUGGUAUCUUCGCAAGAACAACAAGACUGUCGGCAGGGUGCCGAGCGACUUGAAUCUGGUGAUUAGUAUUGUUCUGUUGCCGUUGCUGGUGACCUCGGCGAAGAUUGGCGGCACGCUUGUCUUCAACCACGGGGUUGGAUUGAAUUUGGGCAGAAAGAAGUGGGAGUAA